CUUGUAAGUUGCAUCACACAUAUCUCAAAUCUCAAUCUACUUCCUCUUCCUCUUCCUCUUCACUGCGCUAAUCAAAACCCUAACCCUAUCUCUCCCUAAUUCAAUUCAUUUCUCUUCUCUGUAAUCAUCCAUGGAAGCCGUCGAUUCCAAUCCUCCCUACGAUCUAACGCCGCAAAACGCCAACGGAAUCCCAUCGGAGAACGGCCAGGCCGCCGCUGACAACGGUUCACAACCGCAGAUUUCGAAGCCUUUGGUUUCCGACAACGGAUUAACCGGCAACACCCGCAGCGGCACCGACAAGGACCAAUCCGGCGGCGAGGAGGAGACCACCAGCAGGCGCCGCCGACGUAGCCGCUGGGACCCGCAGCCGGACUCCAACGAGCAGGCCGGCGGCGAUUCGGGACCCAAGAAGAGGAAGUCGCGGUGGGCGGAUGAUGAUCCGAAGCCGUUGAUUCAGCUACCUGAUUUCAUGGGAGGUAUUGAAUUCGAUCCUGAGAUUCAAGCUCUGAAUAGCAGGCUUCUUGAGAUUAGUCGAAUGUUGCAGUCCGGUUUGCCUUUGGAUGAUCGUCCUGAAGGUGCUCGAUCUCCUUCGCCUGAACCUAUAUAUGAUAACAUGGGAAUUAGGAUCAAUACGAGAGAGUAUCGUGCUCGUGAGAGGUUGCAGAAAGAGAGGCAAGAAAUUAUAUCGCAAAUCAUCAAGAAAAACCCUGCGUUUAAGCCACCUGCAGAUUAUAGGCCACCCAAGCUUCAGAAGAAGCUUUAUAUUCCAAUGAAGGAGUACCCUGGUUACAAUUUCAUAGGACUUAUCAUUGGCCCUAGAGGUAACACCCAGAAGCGGAUGGAGAAAGAGACGGGUGCUAAGAUUGUGAUUCGGGGUAAAGGGUCUGUGAAAGAAGGGAGAUUGCAGCAGAAGAGGGAUUUGAAACCUGAUCCUUCUGAGAAUGAGGAUUUGCAUGUUUUGGUGGAGGCAGAGACGCCGGAUGCGCUUGAGGCGGCUGCAGGCAUGGUGGAGAAGCUCUUGCAGCCUGUGGAUGAGGUGUUGAAUGAGCACAAGAGGCAGCAGCUUAGGGAGCUUGCUGCUUUGAAUGGGACCAUUAGGGAUGAGGAGUAUUGCAGGUUGUGUGGUGAACCUGGUCAUCGCCAAUAUGCAUGUCCUACCAGGACAUCAACGUUUAAGAGUGAAGUUGUGUGUAAGCAUUGUGGGGAUGGUGGUCAUCCUAGCAUAGAUUGUCCGGUCAAGGGUGCUACUGGGAAGAAGAUGGAUGAUGAGUAUCAGAACUUUUUAGCAGAGUUGGGAGGUACGGUUCCAGAAUCCGCAACUAAGCAAACCAGUACACUGGCAAUUGGUUCGGGCAAUUCCGGAAGCAACCCUCCUUGGGCCAACAACAAUGGUGGCUCCACUGGUGGUGCAGCACAAGCUGGAUUAGGGGCUGGUGCAGUUAAGAAGGAAAUCGAUGAUACAAAUUUGUACAUUGGGUAUUUGCCACCAACUCUUGAGGAUGAUGGCCUGAUCCAAUUGUUUCAACAGUUUGGUGAGAUUGUUAUGGCUAAAGUUAUCAAGGAUCGAAUGACAGGGUUAAGUAAAGGAUACGGGUUUGUGAAGUAUGCUGAUAUAACGAUGGCAAACAAUGCAAUCUUGGCCAUGAAUGGUUAUCGCCUUGAGGGUCGAACCAUUGCUGUUCGAGUUGCGGGCAAGCCUCCUCAGCCUGUUGUACCUCCUGGACCACCAGCGUCUGGUAUGCCCACUUACCCUGUUCCGAGCCAGCCACAUGGUGCGUAUCCAUCGCAGCAGCAAUAUGCCGCCGGCGGUCCCCUUGGGGUUGCUCCCCCGACAAACUAUGGUGGCACCCCAGUCCCAUGGGCUCCUCCCGUUCCUCCUCCAUAUGCCCCUUAUGCACCUCCCCCACCUGGGUCGACUAUGUAUCCUCCUAUGCAAGGUCAACCUAUGCCUCCUUAUGGUGUUCAUUAUCCUCCUCCCCCUGGUGCCCCACCCCAGCCUGCAACUUCUAAUGAGCAGCAAAGUUACCCUCCCGGAGUGCAGUCUGAUAAUAGUACCUCUACUCAGUCUAUACCAGCCAGUAUGUACGGGAACACAGUACCUUCAAUGCCUCCACCACCUCAACCUACAUAUCCUCCAUCAUAUGGAUAUCCACCUUACUACAAUGCAGUUCCUCCACCACCCCCACCUGCACCUGUUACUUCAGAACAAUCCCCCAGCUUUGGUAAUGUGCCUUGGGCCAGCAAUCCCAUGGUGCCACCCCCUCCUUCAGAUAAUCAAUCCCAGCCCAGGGCUACAAACCCACCUUUGCCUCCUGCUUCAUCAGCUGGUGAUUCCGAGUAUGAGAAGUUCAUGGCAGAGAUGAAAUGAUUUAGUUUCAUCAUACAUCGAAGUCCCAAAAGGCCUGAUGUUUCUUGGAGCUCUUGUGAACCUGAUUUCUUAACCUCUUGCCAUGUCUUUCUUGGAAGUUUGGGACUCACCUCUUUAACCUUGCUGUACUGUUAUGAAAUUUGCAGAAAUUUGGGCUAGAAGUUGGGAAUGGUCUUCAUGCAGCAGAUGCAACAUCAAAAGCUUAUUAUGUUUUAUGACUAUUAUUAAUCUUUUCUUAACGUGUAGGACUUAUUUCUGUCUGAAUUAUUUUUCUGUGGUAUUUUAUUGAUUUACACAAUAAUGUGUGGUUGCUAAUGUUUCCCUUUAGAAGUUCAUUUGAACUCAUGGCAGCUGGUUCCUGGUGUUUCAUGGGUUUAUACUUCUCUGCUGUCAUUUUGUUGAACUGAUUCUAACUAAUAGUUUUUAUGAUGAGCUAAAAUCUUUUUUGUUUGA
Lotus japonicus is the source of this 2821-nucleotide messenger RNA. RefSeq names its product splicing factor-like protein 1. The record is from RefSeq and is a predicted model, not a curated record. Gene Ontology annotation, molecular function: mRNA binding; zinc ion binding. Gene Ontology annotation, biological process: regulation of mRNA splicing, via spliceosome. The coding region runs from base 131 to 2368 and encodes 745 amino acids. Gene Ontology annotation, cellular component: nucleus. The transcript has 2 exons. Lineage: Eukaryota; Viridiplantae; Streptophyta; Magnoliopsida; Fabales; Fabaceae.